GCCGGCUUAUGUAUGACAGUCAAAUAUUAUUCGACACUUAUACAACGAACGUAAUCGGGGCCGACCGGCUUUUAUAUCAUUCGUGACAAGCAAAUAGGAAAGUAUCGCAAAUGAAACGAAAUUCGCAAUUUACGUGGAGCCUUUUUUUCUUUCGCCAGACAGGAUGUCUAGUUUCUUACAAAUUCGAAGAAAACGUUCGAAAAAACUUUCAUUUAAAUUUUUCAAUCGUCGGAGCUACACUAGUUUUAGUUAAGCCAUGGAAGUCCAUCGCCAAAAAUUUAAACAAUUUGCCCAGCGUUACAAAGGCACUGGUAAAAGACCAACGAGUGGCACAAUAACAAGAGAGUUCGGGAAGAAAAUUUCCCAGAACUUAAAAAGCAAUGAGUCGGACAGUAAAAAGGGUACAGAAGCACGUCGCUUCAGAUUAUUGACCCAGAAGUUUAAACUGAUGAACUGCGAAGAGCUGGGAAUGGUGGAUAUUUUGAUUGUGCCUUCACAAGAAGCUAAAAACCAUACAAGUAAUCAAUCGAUACCUGAAGGUUACUUAAGAGUGGCAUACGUAGAUGAAUUCUUUGACAUCAUACGCUCAAUUCACUGUAAUGAAUUAAAACACGCUGGUGUGAAAAAGACAUUCAAAAAGGUAUUAGUGUUUUCUUAUCAGAAUUAA
This is a messenger RNA of Hydractinia symbiolongicarpus, 667 nucleotides long. RefSeq lists its product as uncharacterized. The record is from RefSeq and is a predicted model, not a curated record. The transcript is spliced from 2 exons. Bases 257 to 667 code for a protein of 136 amino acids. Lineage: Eukaryota; Metazoa; Cnidaria; Hydrozoa; Anthoathecata; Hydractiniidae.